AUGGAAGACGUUGAGGUUUUUGGAAUUAUGUGUGAUGAAGCAAGGUGAAAUAUAAAUUAUGUUUUAUACAUGGACUUUUUAAUUUAUUUUUAUUAAAUUAAUUUAUAGGUGUUACAAUCAAGAACAAAUGGCAUUAUGUGUAAGGUAUGUUAAAAACUAAAUGUUGUUGAGAGAUUUCUCGGUUUUAUAGAUUGUUCUAAGAAUCAAAAUGCUGAAAGUUUAUAUCAUUACAUAUUAUGGUACCUGAAAAAGUGUAAACUUAGUUCUAAACCACAAAUAGUUGCUCAGUCAUAUGACGGUGCAAAUGUUAUGUCUGGGAAAUUUAACGGAUUACAAAAUAAAAUAAAAAAUCAAUAUCCUUACGCUAUUUAUACCCACUGUAUGGCUCAUAAAAUGAACCUCAUUGUAAUUGAUAUGUGUAAAUAUGUAAAGGUAAUGAAUAUUUAUAUACAUCUUAGAUCUUCAUGAUUUUUUUUAUUACUUAUAUUAAUAUUGGGAAACAAGGCAUGUGUUUAGUGCACACUUUAGAAUCCCUGUACGUACAUUUUUUUCAUCCAUCAAAAAAUCAAAAAUUAACUGAGAUUCUAACUAAACUAGGAAUAAAACAUACGACAAUGACUUGGUGACACUAGAUGGAAUUGCCGUUAUCGAAAUAUAGAGUCUGUUAAAAAUAGUUAUAAAUCAAUAAUUAAUAAUUCAAAUUAUUUAAAUUCCAAUAUCUUUGUUUUAGAUAUAUUAACAAAUUUAAAAAGUGGACGAUUUAUAGUUUAUUUAUUUAUCUUACAUANAGUAUUAAUUAAUAUUAAUAUUGUUUCUAACAAAUUUCAAGAAAAAAAUGCAACCUUAGAGGAAUCUAAAAAUAUCAUUGAAGGUGUGAUCAUAACUUUUAAAAAUUCUAGAACAAAAAAGUAUUUUUUUAAGCUUUGGUGCGAAAUAGAAAUCUUUGCUAAAGACAAUGAAAUAUCAAUACAAACGCCAUCUAAAGUUAAGACUUGAUAAACAUAUUAUAUUUAUUUAUAAUUAUAAUUUUAAGUUAAUAUUUACUUAACUAGGAUGCAAAAGAAAAAGACAAGAGCCACACAAUCUUAAACAUUUUGAUACUACUACAACCACAAGUGCUGAACAAAAUAUUAAUGACACCAUAGAAAGCAUUGAAGAUUAUUUUAGGAAAAAUGCUUUCUUUCCUGUAUUUGAUGCUAUCUUGAUAAAUCUGGAAAAAAGAUUUUCUACUGAAAACCUCCAAAUGGCUACAGCUGUUGAUCAAUUUUUUCAAUUAAAGUUUGAGGAAAGUCUUUUCUUUGUAGAUCAUUAUAAAGUAAGUAUCUUAUCAGUUUUUGAAAAUUAAUUUUUACUUACCUAUGCUCUAGUUUUCUAGUUUUAUUAAGAGUGAACCUGUAUUUUGUAUAUUUUUCAGGAUUUGAUGAAUGUAUCUAAAGAUGUACUACAGUCACCAAUGUACUACAGUCACAUUGCCACCAAUAUAGGUUGGAACAAAUUCUUUGGUAGAAAAGUUGUGUACCAAGAAAAGAAGGCUGUAAUAUAUAUUAUCUAA
This is a messenger RNA of Cinara cedri, 1552 nucleotides long. Lineage: Eukaryota; Metazoa; Arthropoda; Insecta; Hemiptera; Aphididae. The record is from the annotation of a GenBank genome assembly.